Messenger RNA from Neltuma alba, 1160 nucleotides. RefSeq names its product stromal cell-derived factor 2-like protein. Bases 113 to 940 code for a protein of 275 amino acids. The transcript has 7 exons. The record is from RefSeq and is a predicted model, not a curated record. NCBI's taxonomy places the organism in Eukaryota, Viridiplantae, Streptophyta, Magnoliopsida, Fabales, Fabaceae.
GGGAAAUGCGAACCGGAGCAGGAAGUUGGAAUUGGAAGCCUAUACAAACACGAAUUUUUACCUCCUGGAAAUUCAUCGGAGGCCCAGCGGCACAAUCCAUCGUAUCCAUUUUAUGACGAGGUCAGAGAACCUAUCUCGAAGAAAGCCUUCUUCUUCUUCAUCAUCCUCUUCGUCUACGCCAAGCUCCGGAACAAGCCGGAUUGUUUACAGGGAAAGUAGGAGGUCCUCCGAAUCUGAAUUUCCCUUCUGGCAGCAGAAUUGGUUCAUCGUAUUGCUCUUCGUCAUGGCUCUCGGAUUUUUCGCCCUUGCCCUUUUCCUCUUCCUCAGCCUUGAUUCAGACAACGGUCCUUCUUCCACGGCAUCAGCAGCUUCCUCUGAAGGCGUCGAGGUGCAAAUUACUUAUGGGACAGUUUUGAAGCUGAUGCAUGAGAGGAGCAAAUUUCGGUUGCAUUCUCAUGACGUACCAUAUGGUUCUGGCAGUGGACAACAAUCAGUUACCGGUUUUCAAGGUGUUGACGAUGGUAAUAGUUACUGGGUCGUUAGACCUCAGCCUGGAACUUCUGCCAAACAAGGCGACACAAUUAAAAGUGGAACAAUCAUUAGAUUGCAGCAUAUGAGGACAAGGAGGUGGCUGCACAGCCAUCUGCACGCAUCCCCAAUUAGUGGCAAUCUUGAGGUGAGUUGCUUUGGAGGAGACUCUGAAUCUGACACACGGGACUAUUGGAGGCUACUAAUAGAGGGAAGUGGAAAGACUUGGAAGCAAGACCAGAGGAUUCGACUUCAGCAUGUCGACACUGGAGGUUAUUUGCACAGUCAUGAUAAGAAAUACUCUCGGAUUGCUGGGGGACAGCAGGAGGUCUGUGGUGUCCGGGAAAAGCGUGCUGAUAACGUGUGGCUGGCAGCAGAAGGCGUGUACCUUCCGGUUACUGAAAGCAAAUGAAGUUGAUCACCAUCACCAUAACAAUACUCUCAUUGUUAUGCAAUUAGUAUCAAUACUUGGUAGCAUGUAGAAACGAGUGCGGCACAUUUUUUUGAUUUUAGGGGUUUAGCGUACUCUGUCGGACAAGUAAUACAUAGGGCAGGCGUUUGCCUUUUGAAUGAAGAAUACAUGUGCCAUGAGCAGUUUUACACUUUUUUUAGUAACUGUUCAUCAGCUUUAA